AUGCCCUAUCUGAAUUCUGCCCACUCCCCUACCGGCCCGGGUCCUUCGCCAUAUACACCAGAUACAACACCUGGGUCCACGUUCGGUCCUUCUGCGAUUCAGAAGCAGCAGAAUGGUAACGUGGGAGAGCCGCAUGGUAACAACCGAGGAAGUGGCGACUACGACGAAUCUCGACGAAGUAGCGUUACGGGAAGCAUUCACCAAGGGAUGCAACACCUGGGACUUGGUCCUACAUCCCCAUAUCAUAGCAACAACCAAUCACAGACGUCUAUCGUUUCUGGCCUCCAGCAGCAACGGGGUAUCCCCACAGGAAACGGAUAUAAUAACAGCAGAUAUUCGACGAUGAGCGGGGGUCCCUUGUCGCCCUACAGCUCGCAACGAAACAGCAGAGGCCCUUUGGCUGCUGGUCGCGUAGCUCCACCAAUUCUGGAGAACCCCAAAGCGGAUGUCUAUAGUGCAGAAGCCCCUACUCGCGGUCAGGCCUACGCCUUCCCCGACCCAGAUGGGUCGCGGACUUCGCUUUCUGGACGACCUCCCUCGACGUUCUCGCGCCGAAAUAGCUUCGCCGAGUCGUUCACAAGCAGCAUCAUGACUAUGGAGUCCACGCGGCUCCCGCGUGGCCAGCACGAACUCCCGGAGGCGCAUCAUCAUUCUCUUACCAACAAGCAGAUUGACACUCUCCGUGAUGACCCUGAUUCACCAAACAGCACAACACCAUACAGCCGAACACCAGAACUCAGAGUUACGCAUAAGCUCGCCGAGCGGAAGCGCCGGAGCGAAAUGAAGGAUUGCUUUGAGCAGCUGCGCACUCGCUUGCCUGCUGGUCAGAACAACAAGUCAAGCAAAUGGGAGACGCUGUCACGAGCCAUCGACUAUAUCAACUCACUGGAAAGCUCCGUCAAACAACAACGCAUUGAUGCCGAAAAGCAGCACCGCCAAAUGCAAGAGAUGGAGAUGAAGAUGCAGCAGAUGAACGAGCAGCUACAGCGAAUGCAACAUCAGGGCUCUUUCCCCGCCCCUCCUAAUACGAUACCCCAGAGCCCGUAUGGAUCGCACUACCCCAACGGCAUGGAUGGAGCAAAUGAGCAACCGCGGACGCUCCCACCUCUUAUGAAUGGUGCCAUGCAAGGAGUGCAGUUUUCUGACGACCGGCGGUAA
Molecule: messenger RNA, 1158 nt
Organism: Cyphellophora europaea CBS 101466
Lineage: Eukaryota; Fungi; Ascomycota; Eurotiomycetes; Chaetothyriales; Cyphellophoraceae
Exons: 3
Coding region: 1-1158 (385 amino acids)
Biological process (GO): positive regulation of transcription by RNA polymerase II
Cellular component (GO): RNA polymerase II transcription regulator complex
Molecular function (GO): DNA-binding transcription factor activity; protein dimerization activity
Source: RefSeq, a predicted model, not a curated record